UUCCCUUCAUCUGUUACAGGAAGGUGCCCUCAAAACUCUCUCAACUGAUUGAACGACUGCAAGUGAAUGCGGAUAAUGUGGAGAAGAAUAUCUACAAGGUGGAGGAGUGCCUGCUCCAGGAUAUCAGGAGGAUAGAGGAUGGGAAAGACUUCAUAUUCCGUGAGGAAACUACCAAGUUGAUGGAUGAUUCUGAUAACCUGCUGGUAGACCUUCAGAGAGAUGCUCAGACAGCCAAUGCUGAGAAGCAUCCACAGUCUGACAUGAUUGUGGAAGAUAUCAAGCAGUUGAAACAAAGAGUGCAGAAGCUGCGAUCGGAACAUGACAAGGUUUACAACUUGACCCGGACGGAUGGAAUUCCUACGAUUGACUGGUCCAAAAUGAUCGAUGAGAAACAAGCUGAACUGAACAACCAAGGCUUUGGUAACGAGCUGCCAUUUGUUGAUCAGCAACUGGAACACCACCAGCUCUUUACUAAAGAGGUUGAAACAAUUGGGGACCACAUCAAGAAGAAUGAAGACCAGGACUACAUCAGUGGCAUUCAACUGAAGUACAACAAACUGUUGGUGAGUAUGAGAAUGGAAAACACAUUCUAAAUUUCUAAAGCAUAAGCACUGAGACACUGGCAUUGUGGGACAAAACCCAUACUCAGAAUCUGAGAUGGCUAACUUCAAAAAGACUCUUUAUUACAAG
Molecule: messenger RNA, 690 nt
Organism: Rhincodon typus (whale shark)
Lineage: Eukaryota; Metazoa; Chordata; Chondrichthyes; Orectolobiformes; Rhincodontidae
Product: periplakin-like
Exons: 5
Biological process (GO): wound healing; intermediate filament cytoskeleton organization
Cellular component (GO): intermediate filament; membrane; cytoplasm
Molecular function (GO): cadherin binding; structural molecule activity
Source: RefSeq, a predicted model, not a curated record